Caenorhabditis auriculariae is the source of this 10679-nucleotide messenger RNA. Lineage: Eukaryota; Metazoa; Nematoda; Chromadorea; Rhabditida; Rhabditidae. The record is from the annotation of a GenBank genome assembly.
AUGGGGGACGCGUUCCUGGCGCUGGUGGUGCCGCUCACGCUCACCGCCGUCGUUCUUGGCGUGCUCGCCAUCUACUUCGCUGUUCGAAUAUGCCUCCGUUACCACUCCAAAACCUUCAAAUACACUGGCAAGUGUUUUCUCCACAAGUUUCCCAAUCUUUCUCGAUUUUUUCUUGAGCCCUCUAUUUUUCGACUUUUGAGAGAAGGUCGCUGAAAAAAUAAACGGUGAAAACUUGAGAAACAUUAUAUAAUUGACAUAUUUUUCAAGAAAAACCACUUCAAAAAACUAUUUUCUGCUCUAUACAAAAUAUCGUUGUAGGACUCAUUCUCAAAAAAAGAAAGUUGUGGGUUCUGAUUUUUUUCAAGGUGUUUCAUUAGUACAUAGUCAUACAGUACCGCUCAAAAGUGUAUUAGGUUUUGGUUUUUUGAGGAUAUCUCAGCGAGUACUUAUCCGAUUUAUAUAUGACUUUCAGGGAUAAUGUAAAAUAUACUUUGAAACAUAUACGUUUUACAAAGACAUGUCCGCAAUCACUGUGACGCGUUUUAGGCAUUUUUUAUUGAAUUCAAUUUUUUUUGUUUUUUAUGCUUUUAUUUUUAUUUGUUUUUAUUAAAUUUUUUAAAAGGAAUAAUGUUGCCAUAUAUUUUUUUUCAUGUUUUCAGACAUGGGAAGAACCUCUGGAAAAAAGGAUUUGACUGAUAACUACAAAUUACGAUCAGUGAAACGUGAUCUUCCAGUGCGUUGGCUCUUAGUAGAGCCAUCUUGAGCUUUCCAAUGCUUUAGAAACUGAGAAAUGCACGCCUCUGUCACGCCGAACAUUCCUGCCAACGUCAUCAUGGUCAGUCCAUUUUGACGACCCACAACGAUGGCUCUUUUGUCGUUAUCAGUCAAAUCCUUUUUUUCAGAGGUUCUUCCCAUGUUUGAAAACAUGAAAAAAAAUAUAUGGCAUUAUUAUUCCUUUUAAAAAAUUUAAUAAAAACAAAUAAAAAUAAAAGCAUAAAAAACAAAAAAAAUUGAAUUCAAUAAAAAAAUGCCUAAAACGCGUCACAGUGAUUGCGGACAUGUCUUUGUAAAACGUAUAUGUUUCAAAGUAUGUUUUACAUUAUCCCUGAAAGUUAUAUAUAAAUCGGAUAAGUACUCGCUGAGAUAUCCUCAAAAAACCAAAACUUAAUACACUUUUGAGCGGUACUGUAUGUAACAUAGAAGCGUUAGCUAAUUAAAAAAAACUUCAAAAUUUCGUGUAGAAUUACCUUUUUUUUUUACGAAUUUCUGUGAUUUGUCGUCUUUCUCGCAAAUAACGCUUCGAACACUUGAAAUAACUCAGUAGAUAGGAGGGAAGAUUCUUCAGAGGACUGUUCAUUUGGAAUCUCGAAGAAAGAAAGUGGUAUAUUUUUGCUUUGACUUUACCAACUUUCAAUCCACACUAAUUGCGAACAUGGGAUCCGCGUCCUGAAACCAUCAGCAGUCCAUUCUUUCCCUUCCGCUGAGUUUUGACUGCGGUUUUGGCUCAAACUUUGAAAUAUAUUUCUCUAAAACAUGUCCUCGUUCUUCAGACGGACCAGUGCGGCUGCAGGUUAAACUUUUCGGCAAUUUUACAUGUAAUUUUAUGUUUUCAGGGGUGCCGACCGGCGUUCCAGAAAUACGUGUGAGCGUUCCUUCGAGCGCCUCCAACAUCUCCAUCAGCAGUACGUUUUUUAUAUGCGUGAGCUUGUCUUUCAAUUCACGAAAAAUAUCUCUUUUUAAUGAAACAAUGAGGUUUUUAUAAGGCUAAAAAAUGGUUUUUUGAACCUUCCUCACCGCUUCUCAAAAUAUUUUCAAACAGAGCAUUUCCAAUGAACAUCUUCUUGCUCGCCGAGGUUUCAUUCAGUUGAGACUGUGGCAUUCAUUCUCGGGGAAUCGCGAGAAGUGAAAUGAAAAAGCUAUUGACUGAAGAAGAGUCGUUUUCGCAGAAACCCUUCUCAUUGGGUUAAUUUGCGCAGUUCCUCAUCAUUUUCCAUCUCCAGAGGCAACCCCUGCAAUCAGGGCUAAUCCGCGCACUUUGGCGUCCAUUUGCAAUCUUUCCCAAAAGAGCAACGAUCUGAAUCGCCGUAUUGUAGGAAAUUUUCGCUUUUUCUUCAUUUGCAUUCAAAAAAAGUUUUUGAAGCUUUGGAUGUAAGAAGUUUUUUAAAAUUCUCUUCACAGUUUAAUGCGUUUUUGUAAAAACCGUGGCUUGGCGAAAAAAUUUCAGACAUCAAGUCAGUUUUUCCCAACUUCAAAGGCGAGACGGGCAGAGGUGAAGAGUUGCAUACGCGUCUUUUGGCGGGGAGCUCGAGGUCAAAAACGCUCCACAAUGAUAGUUUUUUUGAAUAACUUACUUUUUCAUGGUUUUGAAAUGAUUUUUAGUUGGACAAAUAAAACUAUAAAAAACAAUUUUGAAGAGAAUAUUUGUUUUCUACAUUUUUUUCACAAUUGCGUUUGAAUUCCCCGCCAAGAGCCGCGUCGCGUACGCAACUCUAAACGUUUACCGAUCACUCGCUUUUCGAGUCUGGAAAGAUCGACUAUAUUCGUAGUUAUUUCUGUUACAUUUUUUUGCAAGCUUCCAAAGCUUCGGUUUUUUUUUCAUCUUUCUUUUCAGUGGAGGUUAAGAGUUUUAACGGAAUCAUUUCCAUGACGAUUUUAGGUGUCACAGCUCUUUUGGACAAGUUUCGAGCUGAGCCAGUCAAAAACUAGGCUCUCUCAGAAUGGGCAUGUGCUUUAAACUCGGCAGCAGUGAUACAAUCAGUGUAGGUUAUCUCUGCCUCUAGGCCGUGCUCCCCGUAAUUAGUCAAAUCACGGUCCAUCAUUACUCGUUGCGCGGCUCUUCGGUGUUUCAACGUCUCUCUCUGUGCUCUCCUUUUCUUCUUCUUAUCUUUAUUUUCUCCCUUCUUACCUCGGUGCAAUCCAUUUUCAGUUUGCACAUCCCCAUACAUUAACUCAUAUCUUGUUUUCAACUAGCGAAUGGGGUUUUCAUUAUCUUUGAGAAGGGUUUUUGAACUACAUCUUGUCAUUUUGUAUUGAAGUAUACCCUUUUGGAAGGUCUCUUUCACUAGAACACCAGAAAUUUUUGAAUUCUUUUGGCUAAGAGGGAAAACUAGUUUUUUUUUUUUCGGUGGCUGCGAAAGUUUUUUUUUUGAUAAACUCAUCUUUUGCUUUCAGAAGGUAUCAAAUUUCCUCGAAAAUAGAUGUAGGCCUGCGAAAAUUUUUUGUAAGUCCCAGUUUUUCUAUUGAAAUGUUUCGCAAUGUGUAACACUCUUACAAAAAAAAGUAAACGCUAUUAAAUUUUUAAUCAUUUUUUUAAUUUUUGCUACAACAAUUCAGAAAAUAUCAGAUCUUUUUAAGGGCGUCACUGAAGUUACGCAGAAACAAGUUUGUGCCGUCCUAUAUGAAAUAUCUUUUUUUUUUUCGAAAAUAUGUUCGUAAACCAAAGUUUUAAGUUUGGCGUUUGAAGUGUGCAAAAAACACAAUCAGAGCUUCUAUUCUCAAUUAUUUUAAUUCAAACUUUGCUCUCUAGGAAAAGUUUUACUCCUGGAAUAAAGGCUUCAAAAACGUUAAAAAGAAGAAGAAAACAAACUGACAUCUUUCUCCAGUUAGAAUAAUUUCUAGACCUGAAAAAUAUAUCAGGCAUUCUUCUCACUGCCUUUCUUUGCUCAUUUUCAGCUGAUUUUGUGAUAAUUCAACGAAUCGUGUCCAUUCUUAUUUUUCACAGUCAUCUUCCCGUUUUUUUUCUGGGAAAAAAGUCAAUUUCGUUCUCAAAAAAACAACUAAAGCGGCGAGGCAAGUUUAACACGUGUGCAAACAGUGAUUUUGUCGCGAAAACUGGGAAGCAGAGCCUAUUAUGCGGCCAAACGGACAUUUUGCAAUCACUCCACUCAAUUUGCUUUCAAAAGGUUGCGAGUCCAUUUGGAAGAUCGCUUUUUAUUCUAGUCACAGUGGUCUUUUUCGCGAUUUUUCACAAAUUCUAAUCCAAUACAAUUUUUUUCAGCUUUUUGGGGGUUCUACCCUAUUUUCGAAACCAUUUGUUCAUAUUUUUAAAAAAAAUCGACAGUUCAGGUUACAUCGCUCGGUCUCAAAGUACAUUCUACUAUCGAUGGCUUUUCAAAAAUGAGAAGCUUUAAUUUUCUCAUGUGUUUUGUUGACGACGACUCGUAGGAACUUUCUGAGAACUCUUGAUUUUUAGCUCUCUUUUUUAUCUGCUUUUUCCAUUUUCUGUUAUCAUGUCCCUACGGCAAAAAAGAGCGCAGAGAAUUAAAACUGUUUCGAGUUUCGAUAGAACGAAAAAUAUUAUUUAUUGUUGACUGUUUUUCAAAACUGGAAAAGGAGCUGAUAUAGCCACCAUCUAGCUUUUUUUUGUUAAUAAUUUGAUACAUAUCAAAUGAUACGAUUCUCUUCUCUGCGACUAAAUUCCUUCCUUUAUUCUUCCUUUUGCAGCAUUUGGUGGAUUUUUUGAUUUUUUUUUUGAUUCUUGGGUUAAGUUAACGGUUAAUCAACUAUAUCCUCAGAAGCUUCCAAGGUAGAAUGUGCAACUUUAGUCGACCUUAAAGAUGUUGCUACGGGGGUGAUCCAGACUUCCGUUUGAGGAAAUGCGAUCAUCUGAAUCUUUCACGUCUUUUCCAACAGAGGACGUAUAAACUCGAAAAUCGCCCCUAUAAAAAACUAUGAACAUCUUUAUCAGAAUAAUGACGCCGAUAUGGGGAAGUAGUUUUCAGGGGAUUUCGAAAGCUUUCAAAGAUUCCAAAUUUAUUUUUUUCUAGUUUUCUAGUCUUCCGAUGCGAUUCCGAAGGGCUUUCAAGGCUUUGAACGCAUCAAAAUAUUCAGACUGAUAUCCUGUUAAGAAAAAGAAAGACCCUUAAGUUUUUGUAUUUCACUCUGUUUUUCACAUUUUGAAUUCCAUUUUUGGCAAUUAUAAGGCUUUUUGAGAUUUUCAUGAACCAGAAUAAUAGACAUAGUUUCGUGUUUGAGAGAUAUAUGCGUUGGAAAAAGUCUAUCAAAAGAUGAUACAAAGGAUAUUCUGCACCAAAUGGGAAAAAGUGUUGAAUUAUGUUGCGAAAAGCCUCAGAGAAACGCAUAUUUGAGUUACAAAAAAAUUCACACAUAAUCCGGUUAUUUUUCAAAUUUGUAUUCUAAACUGAUUAAAAAAAUAUCAUCAUACACGCUAAUUAAAUCUCCAAACUUCGUAGACAGUAGCUUGAAAGGGUGUUUCCAUCGGAGAGAAGAGAUGUUCUUGUUCAUAUUUUUUUUAGGAUCAUGUAAUAGCUGGGCAAAUUAUUCAUUUAAUUGCAGCUGUUGUUCAAAACUUCACGUUACAGUCGGUGAAACGGAAACAUUUAAUGAGUGAACUUUCCUUUACAUAGUCACAUUUUAAUGAGAAGGAGAUAAAAUUAAGCGAUAGUCCGAAGCUGAACUUUUUCUUUCUACAUUUUUGUCCUUUAGUUAAUAAUUUUCUUUUUAAUAGGGACGAGAAUACUUUGUCGAUUUCGCUCAACUUUUUUUCUAUUGAAAAUCACCACUCGAAGCAAUUUGGGAACCGAAACUAUCCUUAUCAAUAUGUGAAAUUCAUUGGAUGAUAUAGUCCACGGUCUACUUCAUAACAUUUUGAAACGCACGAGAACGAGCAUUUUCAAAUAAAAUAUAUGUGAUUUUUUAAUUAAAAAAUUGAUAAAUGUUCAUGACCUCUGAAUGACACAUCGCAGAGUUUGCAGAGAUGAACGGCACGUACAGGGCUCGCGUGCUCAGUCGCGGCGGCUGCUCUCCGCCUUGGAUGGACCGCGGCUUCGUCGGCUCCGCACUCGGACUUUCCGCCAGAAGCACGCCUUGCACCAGUCCUGCCGCCCCUUCCACGUUCGUUUAUCUUCCGACUUUUGUAACGGACCGAAAGAUCAGCCGUCCACUGAAUCGCCGAGUUCCCACGAAUCUCGCGUCUAUUCCUUUUUUGCUCUGAGCGAGACCCUCGCUAGAAUUAAUAAGCUCUAGAUCAAGUUUCCAACACCUCUUUGCCUGCUUCAAGCGAUUCCGUUAUUUUAUGCCAUAAAGUGGUUUGAGCAUUUGUGUACGUUUUUCCUUUUCUUUUUCACUCGAAUCUUGAUUAUUUUGUUGUUAACGUGACAUUUUUCUCGCUGUUUUCUGAGGCACCUUCUCUCUUUCUUUCAGAAGUCUCCCUAAAGCGCGACUAAACGGGAAAAUGUAGUCAGGAUAUGUUACACAUGGUUUCUCUGAAAGUAGCAGAACUUUCCAACGAAAUAGAAUUUAACUGAGAGCCGUAUUAAAUUCUACAUCAGGAGAAUCCUGGCAGUUUCUCCUUAUCUUUCCGCUCGAUGGACGUCAUUCGAGUGGAUGUGAUAUCUCAGUAUUGCGUUUCAACCCUCGACUCUACUUGAUUCUUUCUUUCUCUUUCCAUAUGUCUUAUUCGAACCCGUCUAUUAAAAAUCGUCUUUUUCUCGAGAUUCUAAUUUUUAAAAAAAGUUUGACAUUUUCUGAAACCGAAACUAAAAUUCAGCAAUAGUUUCUAUAUAUUUCUAAUGAAAAGAAAAGUUUAUUCAAAAACGUUGAGAUUUUUGAAAACGGAUAUCUCGGUAACGCCAAAUGUAGUAUCUUCAAAAAAUUUUUUCCCUGAAUAUUAGGAUAUAAAACAAAAUUUCACACUUUACGGUAAAGACUUGAAGUCUUUACCAAUUAAUAUGCGAUUUCUGAUCCAAUUUUAUAUUUCAAGAAGAGUUGAAAAAACGAGAAAUGUUGGAGGGACAACCGCAACAUUACACCCACCUCUGCACUUCAACUUAUAUUUUCAGGCUUUAACUGCCUCUUUGAGUCCCAAAAAAUUUCUAACGUUUCGUAUCCUUUUUUUCUUUUAAAAUUUUUUUCUUUUUAUGUGUUUAUUUUUUUGAAUUUGUAGCAAGUUCGUGAGGCAAAGCCAUAAGAGUAGUCAGAGCGAGGCACUCAUUCUCAUUAGCCCCGAAAUAUUGAAAGCGCGGUGAACUAGGCAAAGCCGAGCUUCCGGCCAUUGUCUUUGCCUUUUUCCGCUUGAUUUUCGAGGCACUUGCAUUUCCUGUUCUUUCACUUUUGUCUUCGACAGACCGUUUCGAACGAUGCUCCACGUGUCCGCCUCGUUGCCCGUGUGAGUCUUUUUUUGUUGUUGGAACUUGGCGGAAUGCUUCGAGGUUCUUGCACUGGGAGGAAUCAUUGUGUGGAAAACAAGAGCCAGCAUGUGGCCAAAUUUUGAGUUUUACGAUGCAGUUUGCAUACUUUCUUUCUCUCUGAAACUCGUAAACCUUGAAUUUUUUCCUUUUUUUUUGAGUAGGUGUAGUUUUACUGGAGGUUCUUCAAGGUUCCAACGGAUAAAAUGGCACAGACGCUACAAACAUUUGGAGUACGCUCAUUACUAGAUCUUUUCCAUUUUGAAAUUUGGAUAAUUUUUUUAGUUUUCGGUUACUAAGAAGGCGUUUUAUUUCUUCCAGAAACAAAAAAAAACAACAUUUCAAAUUAUCUUUCUUCGAAUAAAUUGUUUGUUAAUAGUCGUUUUUAUCGUUUUUGAGCUGGUUCAGGUUUUAUAUCAACAAGAAAUUUUUUUUGAAGCUUCACACCUUUUUGUUUAAAUUUUUUUAAGAGCUCUGCUCAAACUUCUUCAUAAUUUGAAGAUAAUUUGAUAUACUUACUUGUGAAGAAAGAUUUCUCCGAAAAUGGGAAUAAAAUCAGAUAACGCACAAAACGGGCCACGAACUUCUGUCAUUUCUGUACAAAUUAGUUUUCCCAAGCCAGCGGUCAAUCGGCAAUAGAAAAAAAGGUCAAAUGAGUUAUCUGAAAAAAAGAAAGUUCAGAUCGGACAGCUGCGAGCUUCUGAGCGAUGAGCCCAAGUCGUCGUCUACACGCAACUCCAUGUUCCUGUUCAGCAUCGACGGCGAUCUCAACAACGAAGUGUGUCUUUUCUCGGAUUUUGCUCUAGUCUUUUAAAACAACAAAAGAAAGCGAUGCAGUGCGGUUGAUUCCGUAGAAAAAGAGGUGGAGAAGGAAAAGACGUGGGGCGGGAUCCGAUGCAUGAACAAGUAGUUGGGCCAUGAAUAUCCGAGAAAGUAGCAGAUGGACGACAUCGACGAGCGCUCCGUUCUCCACUAUGAGCUCGGCUUCUACGACAAGAGCGGCGGCGAAUGCUACCGCGGAACUCUGACCUUCGCUCUUCGCUACGACUUUAUCCACAGGCAAGUCUUUGCAAAUAGCCAACGAAUCUGCAGAAGAAAAGGAAACUGAAUAGAUUGAAAGGAUAAAGAGAGAAGCUGAAACACUCUGGAUCGAAGUGAAAUCGGCAAACGCCUUGUGGAAAAUUGAUUUUUCUCUUCCGCCAAAAAUUUUACAUUCAUAAAUACUCAUUUGAUCCAAAAAGCCUCAUGAAUUUUAAUUAAUCCACUUCAUCUCGAAAAAUGAAAGGCGGUGUAUGAAAAGAAAUUAUUCCGAAUACCACUUGUUUCAGUGAGAACAGGCUUGGACAAAUAUUUAAAAAAAAAUAUAUAUUUCCACAUUUAAAAAAAGUUCAAAUUUCUAGAACUUUCCAUCGGAACGUUUUUUAGACUUUCUUUCGGCAAACACAUCCUUCGGUUUUUUAGAUUGAUAUGCAAAAUCAAGAGAAAAUAGUCGAAAAUGUUUCUUAUUAUCUGUUCAUUUUUGUGAUACGAGCUUGAGAGUGUGAAAGUUACAAAACUGUCGACUAAACGUUGCUUGUUUCAUCAAGUUCAUCUUUUUUUCUUAUUUUCUGCAAAGUUAUAGGGUUCAGGUUUUCCUCUUGCUUAAUAAAAGAAGCAUUUUCCAGAAAAGGGAAUAGCAAUUACGCGAAAGCAAUGCAAUAAAUAAUGAAUAGUUUACCCUUCUUUAUUUCGAGAAAAUUUUUUAUUUAAAAUGGCGAAACUUUUUUCAACUUGAGCUUCUCGAGAAGAAAACUGAGAGUAUUCAGGGUGCUGAUGCUGCAUGUUCUGCGAGCCAACCACCUUCCCGUGGAAGAAAAAGGACGAUCCGUGGACCCGUACGUCAAGAUGUACUUGCUGCCAGAGCGGCGCAACCACUGCAAGACGCGAAUCUGCAAAAAAACACUCGAUCCAGAGUUCAACGAAAUGUUUUCCUUCGACGUUCCCUUCAACAACCUCGCCAACCGUAUGCUUCAGGUAUUUUGAAAGACCUUUUUCCUAGAAAAAAAAAAAUCCAUUUUUCACUUUGUCGAUCUGUUCUAAACUUGAGGAGAUCUGGAAUCAGGAAUUAUGUUUUUUGAAAUAUAUUAGCUUUCGCCUUUUGUUGAGUUUUGAAAAACAUAAGUUCGAUUGGUUUUUUUUAGUUGUGAUACACUUUGGAGAGGGUAGCUUGAAAGGGUUUCAAAAUUCGGCUUUCCAGUUCACUGUGUACGAUUUCGACCGUUUCACGCGGCAUGGUUUGGUGGGGAACGUGAUUAUGAGAGAUCUCUUCGAUAAGUCUGACCUCUACAACUGGACCGAGUACACUAUGCAGAUUGUCGGCAGCCAGGUAUCCCAAUUGAGGAACAGAAAUGUCAAUUACCUCAUAAUUGGAGGAGAAAAAUGACUUUGGCGAUUUGCUUCUUUAUUUGACGUACUCUAAUACUGAGCAGAAGCUUUCUAUAAUCGUGGCCAAGGCUUACAACCUUCGGCCAAUGGACAUUACUGGCGCGUCAGGUACUCGGCACUCUGACUGAAAUUCUAACAAAUUCUCAUUGAAGAUCCCUACGUUCGGAUUGAACAAGUCUACAGAGGGAAAAGGGUCAAGUUGCGAAAAUCGUCGACGAAAAGGGCGAAUCUGAAUCCAGUCUACCAUGAAACGCUCGACUUCGACAUUCCGCUGGCACAGGUCGCCGAGACUAAUAUGUUGAUCCAAGUGAUGGACUGGGACAGGUUCGUGCAUAUCAAGACCUACCAUAGAGGAGAAAAUCUCAAAAAGUUAAACUAAGAUCAGAGAAAAAACGUUACUUUGGCAUAAAUAUUAUUUUUGUGAAAAUAAUCUCAAGUUUAAAAAAAGAAACGGUUGACUUCAAUUGAGACAGAAAAUAAGUGAAGAACUCAGUCAACAGAGAAACUAAGCAAAAAAGGUAGAUGAGAUUUAUUGAACUUUUAAAACAUUUUCUUCAAAAAUUCCUGAAUAUCUUUCCAAGAUUGUUUGCCAAUAUUGGAAAAUUGCACCUGCUUAUGUAAACCACGAAGUUCAGGAUCGGCAAAGACGAUUUGCUGGGUUGCUGCAUUCUCGGCAAAGACAGUCCGACGAACGAAGGCCGCACUCAGUGGGAGAACUGUUUUCUCGUCAUCGCUCAAGCUGAGCGAGGCCAGGUUCCUUCCGCUUUCUUCUUCCAAUAAAUCGACCAAGCUGCAGAAAUCAUUUCCGAAAGUCAAAAACGUUGUUAUGGGGAAGAGACUCUUUUUAGAUUAAAGUUAUGAAAAAAAAAAAUGAAAAUUUUCAAAAAUAUUCAAAUUAGUUUUUUCAUGCUUCAGUGAAAAGUUUUUUAAAAGUUUUGUUUCUUUUUUCAAGUUUCGUUAGUUUUGAGUCUGAAAGUACUGCAGAUAAUUUUUUUAGAAUUCUCAAACAAAUAUUCUUAUCAGAAGCCGAAACCGGUGGGACAGUGGCACAGCAUUUUGCCAGAAGUGCCCGAACAAUUCCGCGACAUUCCCAAAGCCAAAAAGACGUGA